AAUAAACAAUCAAUUAAGCCACUACUAACCAGGUGUUAGCAGUAGUACUAGUAGUAAAGCAGUGGUACUUGCUUGAGAUGCAGAGCUUUGCUUCCCUGCCUUGACUGCCUUUCUCUCUCCUCUCUCUUCCUCUGUCUCUCUAUAUUUUGCUGCCCUCAUGUCAGCUGCAGCAGCAGUCUGGGGGAAUCUGAGCCUGCUGCUCACCUGAGAGCCUGUGGCUGGGGAGGCAAGCGCUGCAGAGGCUGCAGAGCGGUGGGAGGGACGAAGACGACGAGCCUGUCGAGCUUGUGCCGAUUUUGCCCCCCGAAUCCGUCGUUACCCCUGCUUUGGAGGGAUCUGAGGCUGCUGCUGCCUGCCAAAGCCCAGAGCGGAAAGGAGGCUUGUCGUGCUAGUGGAGGAGGAGGAGGAGGAGGAGGAGGAGGCGUGAAAUUUCAUCCAUAAAGGAGGCUGUGUCCCGGUUGGUGAGUGGAGAUCGAUCGCGCUCAAUUCCCGCUGAAAUCGCCUCUCCGGGGUGCCGUGGGAGGUGGCCUGGAGAUGAUUACUUUCGUGGACUCGGCGGCCAUGGAGCGGGAGCGGGAGAGUGACAGGUGCCUGGACCCGCAGCUGUGGCACGCCUGCGCCGGCGGCAUGGUCCAGAUGCCGCCGGUGCACUCCAAGGUGUACUACUUCCCGCAGGGCCACGCGGAGCACGCGCAGGGCCCCGUCGUCGACCUCCCCGCCGGCCGUGUCCCGGCCCUCGUCCUCUGCCGCGUCGCCGCCGUCCGCUUCAUGGCCGAUCCGGACACCGACGAGGUCUUCGCCAAGAUCCGCCUCGCCCCGGUCCGGCCCAACGAGCCGGGAUACGCUGCUGACGCCGACGACGCCAUUGGCGCCGCGGCGGCGGGCGGCGGCGCGCAAGAGGACAAGCCCGCGUCCUUCGCCAAGACGCUGACGCAGUCUGACGCCAACAACGGCGGCGGUUUCUCCGUGCCACGCUACUGCGCCGAGACCAUCUUCCCGCGGCUGGACUACUCCGCCGACCCGCCCGUCCAGACCGUGCUCGCCAAGGACGUGCACGGCGUCGUCUGGAAGUUCCGCCACAUCUACCGCGGCACGCCUCGGCGCCACCUGCUCACCACCGGGUGGAGCACCUUCGUGAACCAGAAGAAGCUCGUGGCCGGGGACUCGAUUGUCUUCAUGCGGACGGAGAACGGGGACCUCUGCGUCGGCAUCCGGCGCGCCAAGAAGGGUGGCAUCGGAGGGCCCGAGUUCCUGCACCACCACCAGCCGCCCCCGCCGCCGGGCGGCGGCGGCUACGCCGGGUUCUCCAUGUUCCUGAGAGGAGGAGAAGAGGACGGCAGCAAGAUGAUGGCCACGGGCGCGGCCACGAGGGGGAAUAAGGUCAGGGUGCGGGUGCGGCCGGAGGAGGUCGUCGAGGCCGCGAACCUCGCCGUGAGCGGGCAGCCGUUCGAGGUGGUCUACUACCCGAGGGCGAGCACGCCGGAGUUCUGCGUCAAGGCUGGCGCGGUCCGCGCCGCCAUGCGCACCCAGUGGUGCGCCGGGAUGCGGUUCAAGAUGGCCUUCGAGACGGAGGACUCGUCCAGGAUCAGCUGGUUCAUGGGCACUGUCUCCGCCGUGCAGGUCGCUGACCCCAUCAGAUGGCCCAAUUCACCCUGGAGGCUUCUUCAGGUGGCUUGGGAUGAACCGGACUUGUUACAGAACGUGAAGAGAGUGAGCCCAUGGCUGGUCGAGCUUGUCUCAAACAUGCCGGCCAUCCACCACCUCACGCCGUUCUCGCCGCCGCCGAGGAAGAAGCUGUGUGUUCCACUGUACCCGGAGCUUCCGCUGGAGGGCCACCAGUUCCCGGCGCCGAUGUUCCAUGGAAGCCCUCUCGGCCGUGGUGUUGGCCCGAUGUGCUAUUUCCCGGAUGGCACUCCUGCAGGCAUACAGGGAGCCAGGCAUGCUCAAUUUGGCAUAUCUUUAUCAGAUCUCCACCUUGACAAGCUGCAGUCGAGUCUGUCACCGCACGGGCUUCACCACCACCAGCUGGACGGCCACGGCGUGCAGCCGAGGAUCGCCGCUGGCCUCAUCAUCGGCCACCCGGCAGCAGCUCGAGAUGACAUCUCGUGCUUGCUCACCAUUGGCACCACCCCACAGAACAGGAAACCAUCAUCAGACGUCAAGAAGGCGGCGGCGGCGGCACCGCAACUGAUGCUCUUUGGGAAACCGAUUCUCACUGAGCAGCAGAUAUCUCUAGGCAAUGUCGCGGGCUUCCCGGCGCCGAAGAAGAGCCCUUCUGAUGACGUUGCCGAGAGGACGGUGAGCAACUCGGACGUCUCAAGCCCCGGGAGCAACCAUGGUGGCUCGUCCAGGUCCAGUGGAGGAGCCCCGUCGUGCCAGGACAACAAGGUGCCUGAUCUCGGGCUGGAGACCGGCCACUGCAAGGUGUUCAUGCAGUCGGAGGAUGUUGGGCGCACGCUCGACCUCUCUGCUGUUGGCUCGUACGAGGAGCUCUACCAGAGGCUCGCCGACAUGUUUGGCAUCGACAAGACUGAGCUGAUGAGCCAUGUUUUCUACCGCGACGACGCUUCUGGAGCGCUCAAACACACCGGCGACAAGCCUUUCAGUGAGUUCACGAAAACUGCCCGGAGGCUGACCAUACUAACGGACGCCGAGCAGCGAUAACUUAGCGAGGUAGGAGGAGGCCGGAAAGCUCUUGUCACUUGUACAGCGGGAGGAGCGCGGUGGCGAUCUCCAAGGAAGAAUCGCCACUUCCAAAGUGCUGGACUGCUGAUGCAACUUCAAAGAGAGAGGGCAGUUCAGUUUGUUUUUCGUCGAUUGGGAUUUGGGAGGCGCCCCGGAACGGGGCCAAGUGCGUGCGUGUAAUCCAGGACCAAAGAUUUGUCGCCGGAUUUGUUGGACUACUAGCUCUAGACUGCUACACCUUCUUGCUGUUGUCAGUUCCAGUGGCCAUUGCAGUUGGCUUUGGUCACUGAAUGAUCAUGUGUUAUGUUACUACCUCUUCCAUGAACCCCCGUUGCUUUGCAAACGCGAUUACUGAAAAGUUUUGGUAUAAUUAAGGGCUUUUUUUAUUAGUGUUGGUUGGUUGGUUGGUUGUCUGUCUGUCUGUCUGAGAAGACUGAGAUGCUGAAGUAUUCUCUGUUCUUGUUC
This is a messenger RNA of Sorghum bicolor (sorghum), 3150 nucleotides long. RefSeq names its product auxin response factor 18. Gene Ontology annotation, biological process: regulation of DNA-templated transcription; response to hormone. Gene Ontology annotation, molecular function: DNA binding; protein binding. NCBI's taxonomy places the organism in Eukaryota, Viridiplantae, Streptophyta, Magnoliopsida, Poales, Poaceae. The coding region runs from base 535 to 2664 and encodes 709 amino acids. The record is from RefSeq and is a predicted model, not a curated record. Gene Ontology annotation, cellular component: nucleus. The transcript is spliced from 4 exons.